UCAACGAUUCGCGAGAAAUUGUGGUGUCGCUGCAUCAGUUGAAUAAUCGAAGAGUCCUGUUACCUUAGCAGAUUAGUCGCUUGUUUGUGAAUUGCAUUAAAAUAAGUUCUCAAAAUGGCAUUAUUCCACUUGACGAACCGGGUCGAGUAUGCCUGCGUAUGCGGAUUGCUAAAUCCGCUGACCAACAUGUACUUUUGCAAGCACUGCUCUAAGCUACGUUGCGGGAACUGUGUGUGCCAUGAGGUGGAUACACAUUUUUGUUUGAACUGCUUGGAGAACAUUCCGUCUUCCGAGGCGAGAAUACGCAAAAAUCGCUGCAACACUUGCUUUAACUGUCCGAGCUGCCAGAACUUGCUCUCGGUGCGGUCGUCGUCCGUCACUGUCCCACUGGCCAAGGAUAAUCCGGCGGUGGCGGAUGACGCGAAAGCUGCCGUCAGUUCGCCUUCGUCCACGUCGUCGCCGGCCAGUGGCAAACAGGUGCAGAAAAAGAUGUACUACCUGGCGUGUCUAACGUGCCGCUGGAACUCACGGGACAUCGGUUUACCGGAUCAGACUGUCGCGACCGGACAGUGGCCGGAACCGGAGCACCCGAGUGCGACCCGUUUCGUCCAGCUGUUCGACCACUACCGAUCGGUGGCACUGCACGAUAAGCAGGAGAGGCAAGAGUUGUGGCGCCGCAAGGCACCGAGGCCCACCAAAUACCCUAACCUAACCGACCGUACUGGGCUGACCGUGGAGAUAUUGCGCCGGCAGAUUGGGCUCCCGGAGGCCAAGGCACCGCCCAAGCUAACGAUCAUUCCGAUCAAACCGGCGGUGGCGAGCGAUGAGGUGGACGAGCUGCCAAUCGCGCUGCUGACGGAGAAGCUGAACCUGAAUACGGUGUCGACGAUGCAGCAGCGCCUUGCACAGCCGGCCACGCAGCCGACCACGGUGGCACAGCUCUACCCGCAGCACAAGCUGCUCUCGAUUAAGCGCUCGCUACGCUGCCAGUGCGACCAUAACGUCAUCAAACCGGACUACAAUCCGACCUCCACCAAGUAUCGCAUCGCACUGUUCGCCGCCUACCACGUGCCGGACGUUCGCUUUGUGCAAUGCGAUACACUACGUCACGGAGGAGCAGACGCGUCCGUGGUGCUGCGCAUCACGAAUCCGACCAUCAACGAGAUGACGAUUUCGAUGCUGGAGCUACCGACUGCGGAGGAGGAGCGGAUGAUGAUCGAGGAAGAGUAUGAGGCAGCGGUCGCACUAGCGACGGCCAGAAGCGGCACUACUACCAGCAGUCCGACAGUCGCUUCCUCAUCGACGGCCACGGCAAUGCGCAGCCUUAAUAGCUCGUUAGCCAAACAGGUACCGCUCAUCGAGCGACCACGGCCGGUCGGUCGUGCCGUGAAUGGUCAGCUGCAGUUGCCCGAUAGCAGCUUCCACGUGAGGCAACGGGACGAAGCGGGAUUAAUCGAUGAGAUCGUGCCGGCGACAAUGUUCGCGCCAAAGUUCGUCAUAUGGCGCAAGGAUAAUCAUGCCGCUUUACGGCUCGCCGUGAAACCGAAUGCCGAUGUGCAGGUCGGAGACGAUGUUUGGGUUGGAUUCUCGCUACAGUACUCCUACACCAACACGAUCAUGGGCCAACCGAAGCGCCAAGCGCUCACUACGCGUGUUUACAUUAAUCUCGGAAAGCUGCAGUGACUGCAGCAGUAGCUGGCAUCAAGCCUCAUCAGUAAUUGGCUAACCGUGAAUUUAAUUUCCUUUUCGUUCCGCCAAGUAUGCAGCAUUAAUGCUUUCUAUUUAUUUCAUUACUUUAUAAUCAUUCUACUGUGUUAGUUGUUUUGCGAUUGGCAUUUAAAUAAGUAAUCGUUCCUGUUCCGAUAGUUGUUGGUGUCCUUAUAAUCGUACAGAAUUACUAAUAUUGGAUUAUGAUAACAAAAACACGAUAAAAUGUUGAGCAAAGUACUUGCAACACCAAAAAGAAAAGAACUACCAGAAUUGCUAAAUCAGAAACAUAAAUGAUUUAUGAUCUUCUAACGAUAAUUAUUGAGAAGCAUGCAAUAAAGCAAAUUAUUGAGCGCUUAAACUCA
Messenger RNA from Anopheles aquasalis, 2072 nucleotides. It is a transcript of the gene DCTN4-p62, whose product is annotated as dynactin subunit 4. The record is from RefSeq and is a predicted model, not a curated record. NCBI's taxonomy places the organism in Eukaryota, Metazoa, Arthropoda, Insecta, Diptera, Culicidae. Gene Ontology annotation, cellular component: dynactin complex.